Messenger RNA from Akanthomyces muscarius, 2424 nucleotides. RefSeq lists its product as uncharacterized. Gene Ontology annotation, cellular component: cytoplasm; nucleus. Gene Ontology annotation, molecular function: protein binding. Lineage: Eukaryota; Fungi; Ascomycota; Sordariomycetes; Hypocreales; Cordycipitaceae. The transcript is spliced from 2 exons. The record is from RefSeq and is a predicted model, not a curated record. The coding region runs from base 1 to 2424 and encodes 807 amino acids.
AUGUUUGUCCUGCGAAAUGUGGGCAAGCUGAUCUUCGGCUCCGGCGCCCAGGAAUCCCUCAUCGAGCUGCCCCAGGGUCAGCUCUACCUCGUCCGCCCCCUCUCCCCCAAGGGCUACUCCGAACUCAUCUUCAAAGACGCUGCCAUCCGCAUCCGCCGUACAAACCAAGACUUCCACUACCAGCUCGUCGUCCAGCGAGCUUUUGAGGAGGGCGAAGAGGAGCUUCUCGCCGAGGAAGAGGGCGACGACGCCGAAAUCGACGCCCUCGCCAACGAGCGUGACGAAAAGACGUUUCUGCUCGACGAGGCGCUGCAUUUUCGCGUCGAGGCCCGCGACGGCGGCGACAGCGUCAUCGCCUGGCGCGAUCUGAGUGGUGACACCGGCGACGUCUACGAGUUUGUCUGCGACAGAGCCGUUGCUCCCAACCAGGUCCAGCUCUUCCUGCGCGCCGCCCAGGAGUGCCAGUACGAGCGCAAGUACCGCAAGCCAAAUACCACCGCCUCCGAAGAGGAUCUCCAGCAGUUUGAAUUUCACGAGGAGCUGCCAAUCCCACCCGCCAGUCCCCUCAACAGCCCCUCCCUCACACGCUCUAUCGAUUCUACCGAGUUCAUGGCGCCAACUACUCCCAGCAAGCAGCGCACUGCUACCCCCCCUGCUGCUGUUCCCGAGCAGGAGAAGAAGCCUGCCGGCCCUGUUUACGAUGCCAACAAUCCGCCCAAGCCGAAGGAGAUUUAUGCCAGCAUCGCUGCUGAGCUGCAUGUCUACGAUCCCCAGCCCGGCCACUUUGCCAUAGUCGACGACUCGGUUGUCGCGACUGUCUCCGAGGUUGGCAAAUGGGAAUACUGGCUUCAAAUUGAGGGCCAAAAGCCUUGGUUGGGAACGCCAGUGGUUUCCGACUUUAGCCCCGUGUUCGAUUUCCAGUUCCUUUCCUUCGUCUUUAACCACUUUAGCCCUGAUGGUACCGCUCGCUCUUGGCUGCUCCGAUUCAAGGACCAGCCUACGCUCGAGAAGUUUCAGGAAGCCAUCAUGCAGGCUAUCUGGGAGAGGCUCAACGAGACAAAGUGGGCCAAGAUUCAAGAAAAGGAGCGUGAAUAUGUUCUCGACUCCAUGGGCGAUCUGACCAUGGAAGACGCUCCUACUACAGAGGAAGAGGAAGAGGAAGAAGAGGAGGAGGAGGAGGCUGAUGAGGAGGGCAUUCGCAGCGACGCCUAUGACAGUGAUGAAGACGAAGAAGAGGAGCAGGACAAGGAUGAUCGUGAAAUGAACUCACAACUUGCCGUUGGCUACAAACAUGACCGCUCCUUUGUCGUCCGUGGCUCCAAGAUUGGCGUCUUUUCCCAUACCGGCGACAACCGCCUCAAAUUUGCCACCAACAUCUCCAAGGUCAUGACGCCUAAGGGCAAGCUUAUGAAUCCCAAAAAGGUCAUGCUACAUGGGGAGGACCGCGAUCUCAUUAUUCAAAACAAUGUCGACGCCAAUAAGCUCUACCGCAUGGAUAUCGAAUACGGCAAGGUUGUUGAUGAGUGGAACGUUCACGACGACAUCCCCGUCAUCAAUUUCGCUCCCGAAAAUAAGUUUGCCCAGAUGACCUCUGAGCAGACUUUCCUCGGUGUCUCCAACAAUGCUCUGUUCCGUGUCGAUCCCCGUCUCGCUGGGAACAAGCUCGUUGAUUCGGACAUGAAGCAGUACGCCUCCAAGAAUGACUUUUCUUCACUCGCCACCACUGAAAAGGGUUACAUCGCUGUUGCCAGCAACAAGGGCGAUAUUCGCCUCUUUGACCGUCUCGGCAUCCGCGCCAAGACGCAGCUGCCCGCGCUUGGUGAUCCAAUCACCGGCAUGGAUGUCUCCGCCGACGGUCGCUGGAUUCUCGGAACCACGCAAAACUACAUCCUGCUUGUCGACGCCAUGCAAAAGGACGGCAAGAACGAGGGAAAGCUGGGCUUUGAAAAGGGUUUCUCGGCCGACACGAAGCCGCGGCCGCGCCGUCUGGCCCUGACGGCCGAGCACGUGGCGCAAUUUUACCACGAGACCGGCAAGCCUCUUAGCUUCACUCCGGCCAAGUUUAACACUGGUGAGGGCGCCGAGGAGACGAGCAUCAUCACAGCCACUGGUCCGUACAUUAUCGAGUGGAACCUCAAGCGUGUCCUGCGCGGCAUGAAGGCGCCGUACAAGAUUAAGCGCUACGAGGAUGAGGUCAAGGCCGACGACUUCAAGUUUGGCUCCGACAAGAACGUCAUUGUCGCUUUGCCCAACGAAGUCAACAUGGUGGCCAAGCAGAGCUUCCGCAAGCCCACUCGCGAGAGCAUCAUUGGAAAUGUUCGUGUUUCUGGCGGCCACAGGAGCUCUUCAGCGAACAAGAUUGGCACACCCUUGAGUAGCCGGUACAAGCUGGGCCGCGACGACAUUGUGAAUUCGCCAUAUUAA